CGCUCUCUCUCCCUAUCGCUCUCCUCUCUGUCAGUAGAGAAGCAGAGUGGGCCGCAAUGGUGUCACCGCACGGCAUCAAACUCGCUGUUUAUCUCAUCUCUUCUUACUUCGGCGAUCUUAAUGCUAAAGUUUGCGAGUGUCUGUUGCAACGAGGAACUCAAUCAUUAGCACAAAUUGUACGUUUCACAGAGCUUAGCAGAGAGAAUGUUAGGAACUGUUUACUUGUUCUUAUUCAUCACAAUUGUGUUCAAGCCUUUGCAGUUCAACAAGAAGGUGCAUUUGGGGAGGCACCAAAAGUUAUUACAAACUACAUGGCAUUAUUUGACAACAUAAUCCAUAAAUUGAGGUUCCCUAAGUUUUUAGAGAUUGUGUCUGAGGUACUCGGAGAAAAAGUAGGAAAAGAGGGCGGAAAAGAAAUCGGAAAAGAAUGUGAAGAGAUUUUUGAAGGGUUGCUUCAACAUGGUAGGCUUUCACUCAACCAAAUUAUAGAUAGAUUCAAGCAGACAUCAAAUCAAGGAGAUUCUAGCGCUGAAGCUGCACGAGAUAACUUCAACAAGCUAGUUAACGCUCGAUUCGUGGAACGCUGUCCUGCCCCUGAACCAUUUCUUGGUCCACCAGCUGAAGACGAAACUGCUGCAAAGAAACAAGGUGCUAAAUCUGCCAAGGUACUCUGGUGUCAAAGUUUAUUAUGAUGAUGACAACUUCUU
Nicotiana tabacum (common tobacco) is the source of this 707-nucleotide messenger RNA. NCBI's taxonomy places the organism in Eukaryota, Viridiplantae, Streptophyta, Magnoliopsida, Solanales, Solanaceae. The record is from RefSeq and is a predicted model, not a curated record.